Klebsormidium nitens is the source of this 874-nucleotide messenger RNA. Lineage: Eukaryota; Viridiplantae; Streptophyta; Klebsormidiophyceae; Klebsormidiales; Klebsormidiaceae. The record is from the annotation of a GenBank genome assembly.
CGACGGCACUCCGUACGUGCGCCUCACGAACGUCAACGCCGCCUUCAAGGCCUUCUCGUUCACUCUCCCGGGCAGUACCGUGCCGGUAGGGUCCCAACAGCAGGUGUUGUUCUGGGUGCAGCUAGGCCCCGGGGCAAACUCCCAAUUCAAGAUGGACCUCAACUUUGUCGUCAACGGCGAUUACGUGUGCGCAGGCAAGAACCAGCUUUUAACGCUUCAGGAUUCAGGACGGUUUGGGCUCAGUGCUCGUGCCGUCCUGAUUGCAAAGGUGGGCUGCUGGUCUCUGCUUUCCUCGGGUUACCAAAUCCAAGCGGUGCCUAACAGAGUAGACGUCCGUCUGCAAGGCGUUACCAACCAGGACAUCUGGCUGCACGCCGUGUCCAUUAUCUCCGUGCCCAAGAACCUGUACCUCAACGAUUUGGCUGCUCGGACUGCUGCGAUCCGCAAGACUGACGUCAGCGUCCAGGUCGUUGACGCCAGCAACAAUCCGGUGCCUGGCGCCUCCGUCCAGAUCACCCAGACGCGGACCUCCUUUCCCUUCGGAGGCUCACUUGAAGCCGUGGUCCUGACGUCCACGCCUUAUGCAAACUACUUCAAGUCACUGUUCAACCACGCUGUCUUCGAGAACGAGAUGAAGUGGUAUUCCACCGACCCCAACGGCCCCACGUUCGACUAUUCCGUUCCAGACGCCAUGCUCGAUUUUUGCAACCGGAACAACAUCCCCGUGCGUGGCCACAACAUCUUCUGGGACGUCGCGGAGGUGAUCCAGCCUUGGGUUGCCGGUCUGAGUACCGCCGGAGGCAUUCCGGGGAGCGAUCUGUACAAGGCAAUGGUGGCUCGGCUUCAAAGCAUUGUGUCGCACUACAAGGGACGG